Molecule: messenger RNA, 2930 nt
Organism: Malaclemys terrapin pileata
Lineage: Eukaryota; Metazoa; Chordata; Testudines; Emydidae
Gene: L3MBTL1
Product: L3MBTL histone methyl-lysine binding protein 1
Exons: 22
Coding region: 70-2604 (844 amino acids)
Biological process (GO): regulation of DNA-templated transcription
Cellular component (GO): nucleus
Molecular function (GO): protein binding; zinc ion binding
Source: RefSeq, a predicted model, not a curated record
CCGCAGGCUCAGCAUUCAGUGACCACAGGCUGAUUAUUGUAGGUUUAUGCCACCUGCCCAACGGGGGUGAUGGAUGGCAGAGCGGAAAUGGAGGUCAUGAGAAGCACCAAGGGGAAUACCACCGGGGAGGUCAGCGUCCAUCUGGUCGCCAAUGAGAACACAGUGCAGAACGCACACCUGCCCGCAACUGCCUUCAUCAUCCCAGCAAACACCGCCACCAUCAGCCUCCCCGCCAGCACCUUAGAGAUCCAGCGAUUUCCCCGGGAGCAGCAGAGAAGCGCAGGUGCCGAGAGACUGGAGAGGGGGGCAGGGAAUGAGCCGAUCACGGCGACCGUCAUCCCCCAGAUCAGCGGGGUGCAAACCUGCAACACCGUCCGGGUACUGGAGUGGAAAGAUGGCAUGGCCACUCUGCCUGGCAGCAACUUAAGAUUUCGGAUAAAUGAAUAUGGGACGCUGAAAGUGGUGAGUGCUGAUAAGAUCCCCCCUGUGGAGCCCCUAAAGGAGGGUCAUGCGGAGAGAGAUGGGGAGUUGGAGGUGGCGCCCACCAGCAGAGACAAUCCAGCUGCUGCUCAGGAUGUGCCUGAGCAGCCCAAGCUGCCGACAGCAGAGAGCAUGUGCCACUGCGAUACCUGUGGCCGGAGACAUGUGUCGGAGGGGGCCCGGGAGGGCAGGGGGUUCUGCAGCGAACACUGUCAUCGGCAGUUCAAGGAAAGGUCUGUCAUAGUGGAGAACUCUGCCGGCAGCACUAACGCCACCGAAAUCCUCAAGCAGGUGAAAAAACGGAAAAGAAAGGAUUACCAGAGCCCUUCGGAGGAGGAGGAAUAUGAAUCAGAGCAAAUGGAGGAGAAGCAGGAAGAGAGAAAGAACUCGGGGGGAGACCCCACCAUCAGCAACACGGAGAGUGAAGAGUGGAGCAUGAACCAGCACGGUUCCAGCGAGGAGAAGAAAGAAGGCUGGUCCUGGGCAUCCUACCUGGAGGAGCAGAAAGCCAUCACUGCCCCUUUAAAUCUGUUCCAAGAAUACCAGUCAGUUGCCCAGCACAAGAAUGGCUUCAAGGUGGGGAUGAAGCUGGAGGGGAUCGAUCCCCAGCACCCUUCGAUGUACUUCAUCCUGACUGUGGCUGAGGUGUGUGGUUAUCGGAUGCGCCUGCACUUUGACGGCUACUCCGAAUGCCAUGAUUUCUGGCUGAACGCCGACUCCCCCAACAUUCAUCCUGCCGGCUGGUCUGAGGAGACGGGGCACAAACUGCAGCCCCCCAAAGGGUGUUUAGGUUACAAGGAGGAGGAGUUCACCUGGACGAACUAUCUGAGGAUAACGAAGGCUCAGGCAGCUCCCAGGCACCUCUUUGUGACCCCAAACAAUAAUGCCGUUCCCACGGGAUUCCAGGUGGGCACAAAACUAGAAGCCGUGGACCGCAUGAACCCUUCCUUGAUAUGCGUUGCCACGGUGACGGACGUGGUGGACAAUCGUUUUUUGGUGCACUUUGACAACUGGGAUGAUACUUAUGACUACUGGUGCGACCCCAGCAGUCCGUACAUCCACCCCGUCGGCUGGUGUCAAGCGCACGGGAAACCCCUCACACCUCCUCAAGACUAUCCUGACCCUGACAGCUUCAACUGGGAAAAAUACCUGAUGGAAACUGGAGCAUCUGCAGUGCCAGCUUGGGCCUUUAAAGUGCGGCCGCCCCACAGCUUUCUGGUGAACAUGAAGCUGGAGGCGGUGGACAGGCGGACUCCCUCCCUCAUCCGCGUGGCCAGUGUGGAAGACGUGGAGGAUUACCGGAUAAAGGUCCAUUUUGAUGGCUGGAGUCACGUCUACGAUUUCUGGAUCGAUGCGGAUCAUCCGGAUAUCCACCCUGUGGGAUGGUGCUCGAAAACUGGACACCCGCUGCAGCCUCCUCUCAGGCCAAAGGAACCAGCCGCUUCUGCCCAUGGGGGCUGCCCGACCUUGGGCUGCAAGAGCAUCCCUCAUACCAAAGGCUCCAAGUACAGCUUUCACCACAGGAAGUGCCCAACACCAGGCUGUGAUGGCUCCGGACAUGUGACGGGGAGAUUCACGGCUCACUACUGCCUCUCAGGGUGCCCCUUGGCAGAGAAGAACCAGGGGAGGCUGAAGGCCGAUCUCUCAGACACUGAGGCCUCGGCCCGCAAAAGGAACCUGAUCGGCUUCUCUCAGCGAAAGAAAUCCCGACAUCACGGGAGAGGGCGACCUCCAAAGUAUCGGAAGAUCCAGCAAGAAGACUUCCAAACUAUUUCCUCGGACAAUAUGCACCAGUCCCUCUUCAUGUCGGCCUUAUCUGCUCACCCUGACCGCUCCCUGUCCCUCUGCUGGGAGCAACACUGCAAACUCCUGCCAGGGGUGGCUGGCAUCACAGCAGCUACUGUGGCCAAGUGGACCAUUGAUGAGGUCUUCAGCUUUGUUCAGACGCUAACGGGUUGCGAGGACCAAGCCAAACUCUUCAAGGAUGAGAUGAUUGACGGGGAGGCGUUCCUUCUGCUGACGCAGGCCGACAUCGUCAAGAUCAUGAGCGUCAAACUGGGCCCAGCACUCAAGAUCUACAACGCCAUCCUCAUGUUCAAAAACGCCGAUGACACCUUAAAGUGAUCACACCCCACAGCCCGGGACUGCCCUCAGCACUGCAGCUGCUAAGCUGUCUGUCUGGCUCACUGGAGCUGAGACCUUCUCCACUGUAGCAGCUGUAAAAUCCUGCACGCUCCUUCUCUCUCAGUCGCCUUCUCUGUCCUUGCACCAAACCCAUCUCUCUCUGUCUUUCUCUUCCCCUGCCCUGUUACACUUCUCCUCUGGCCUGGUGGGGGAGCUCCAGUCUGGGUACCGCUGACCAGUGCUCUCUCCCUCUGAUGCUUUUAAAGAGACAGAACACGGAUUUGAGACGGGAAGACCCCCUACCCUUCAAGCACCUCUGACUGACC